AUGAGCUCCUUCGCGAACAAUGCCGGGAACUACCGAAACCGGACGCUGGGCGCGUCGCCCAAAUGCCAAAAUAUAAGCCACAAGGUGAGCUCGGUGGAGAACGGGCCCUCCGUCUUCUGCACGCUCUGCGCCCUACCCUACAACGCAAAAGUUAGACUGAACCCCUGCUUCCAUGUAAUCUGCGGCAAGUGCUACGAGCUCUGCUCGCAGCAGCAAACCUGUCUGCUGUGCAGCGUAGAGAUAAACGACGUAGAAUUCCUCUUCGUUGGUGAAAAUGUCUUUGUGUGUCCGUACGGCGAUUGCAAAAAGGGCUUCGUCAAUUUGAAGUGCUUCCAAUAUCAUAUUCAUUUUAAGCACGAAUUUUUGAAGCUAUCCAAUUGCUGCAUCGAAGAUAGAAGCAGCAGUAGCAUCACCGACUGUCAGAACCCACGAGGAGAUGAUGCCUUGUUAUCCCUUCCAGUCAAUGAGCCUUUCCCCACUUCCUUUUUUGCAAACAGCGAUGGAGUGAAUGUUUAUAAUGCUAGCCAAGAGGACGACCAGGAGUUUAACGAUGACACGGGGAAGAAUGAUCCAAGCGGAAGCUCCACCAGCAUCAACAUCAGUCGUGCCACCGGUGUGAAUGCCUCACGUGGGGGUACUCUCCCCCCAGCAAGGGACUCUCCCUUCAACAUGCACAGUAACCCAAUUAACAGUUUUACCAUGGAGAGCAAAAACUUCAGUUUACGAAAUAUGGCCCUUGGUGGAGGUGCCAUCAACACAAGUGGGAAGAGUCCCUCUGUGGGAAGCUUCUCCCCCAUGCAAUUCACAGGCAAAUGGGAUUAUAGCACCGUCCCCUUCAAAUCGGAUUUUAGCCCCUUCAGUGUGCCUCCAAGCGGUGAUCCUCCCCCCAGCAACAACCCCCCUAAGCCCACUGCCCAGGAGAACCAGGAGGAUGACUACGACAAUUUGGAGGACCUCAUGUGA
This is a messenger RNA of Plasmodium vivax (malaria parasite P. vivax), 963 nucleotides long. RefSeq lists its product as hypothetical. Gene Ontology annotation, biological process: regulation of cell adhesion; protein ubiquitination. The record is from RefSeq and is a predicted model, not a curated record. Lineage: Eukaryota; Apicomplexa; Aconoidasida; Haemosporida; Plasmodiidae. The transcript has a single exon. Gene Ontology annotation, molecular function: ubiquitin protein ligase activity. The coding region runs from base 1 to 963 and encodes 320 amino acids.